This is a messenger RNA of Symbiodinium pilosum, 468 nucleotides long. Lineage: Eukaryota; Dinophyceae; Suessiales; Symbiodiniaceae. The record is from the annotation of a GenBank genome assembly.
AUGGCGCUGUACUACGGUGUCACUGGUAUGAUGUCCUGGAGCGAGUGGGACAGCGACAAUCCAACCACAUAUCGCCUGGUGCUGGAGAUUGAAAUCCAGUAUGCUGACCGAUGCUUGGGCAUUGUGCCGGACUGGACAUACUUGAACGAGACAGCCACAAAGUUCAACACAUCCCUGGAGCAAGCACUGCACGGCCCCUGCGGCAACGCGAGGUGUUCGUUUGUGGCCAUCAACUGGAACAAAGAUGGCAAGCAGGGAUCCGGAUACAUCCCCUAUGAGUUCCGCAUGCUUCCUGGAAGCGUAGAGACGUGCGGGCUUAGAUUUCACAAGGUGGUAAUGAUCAAGGGGCACCUGUACGACAGCAUGUUCGACCACUUCCAGAAUGGCAAGGCUUUCGUGGGCGCCCGCAAGGUGUUCUCAAGUCUCUUGCGGUGGCACAAGAUGGCAAUGCAGAAGCUCAGUCGAUAG